UUUCGAUUUAGUCGUGCUCCGACGCGCGCGAGAUAUCGUCUUGUGUAUUAUUACUUAUAUGUAUACCCACUAGCUGUGCACUGUAUAAGGUACCUCUGCGUGCAAUCGAACGGUUGUCGCUGCAUAACAAUAGGACGCAGCUACAUCCAGUACAAACACCUGUAUAACAGACGCCAAUGUUUAUUGCACACGAGUUUUGCAAAAGCUGAUUGACGGACAACGUGUCUCGUACCCACAACACACACAGCCACUACAGUGUUUAGCAGUAGCAACACCAGAGAGAGAAAGAGCAUUAGAGAGAAGGAGAGAGACGGAAAACGCACGGAUUACCAACAGAGUUGCCCGCGAAAGUAGAUGCUGUCAACGCUGAAGGUUUGAAUUGUUGGUGUGGCAUACAAAACGGAGAGUCGAUUUAAAAUUCAAUUGGACAAAACAGGCAUUAUUUGAGCGAUUGCUAUCAUGAAUAAAGUUUCUCUUGUGUUUGUCUGCUCCCUAUUUUCGCUCAGCAUCGUUACCAUUGUGAACUCGUAUGAAUCGAGAUGCGAAGAUGAUAUGGUUUGUAAGCGAAUAACGGAGUGUGGAAAUCAUAUCAAGCACAUUAAGAGGCUACACCUUACAAGUGGCAUUCAGCAUCGUAACCUUUUGUUGGGACCUAUCCAGCGAUUGACUUGUGGUUUCGAAGGGAAGAUACCAAAAAUUUGUUGUCCCUCAAACGACGAGCAUGAUGUGUUUGAAGAAAGCAGGGCUAAAACAAAUUUGAAAAACCGAUCUGUCCAAGGUGGAUGUGGUAACUUUUUGUGGAACAGAAAUCUUCCUCGGGACGGUGGUGCCACUGACAUAUUUGAGUUUCCGUGGCUAGCUCUUUUGCAGUACAAAAGUCCUUCAGGUAUGAAAAUCGGUUGCGGAGGUGUGCUGAUAAGCGAUCGCCACGUUUUAACCGCAGCCCACUGUAUACAUCCCCCUCAAAACAUGAAACUUACCAGCGUGAGAUUGGGCGAGUAUGACUUGGGGACCGAUCGCGACUGCAUCGACGACGACCCCAAGGAAUCCCCGAACCGCUUCUGCAACGACAAGCCACUCGAGCUGGGAAUUGACGCCGCAAUCAUUCACGAAGGCUACGAUCCCUUGAGGGGCCCUUCAGACUUCAAUCCGUUGUCGUACGACAUCGCCCUUUUGCGCCUCGAUCGGCCCGUCGAGUUUUCCGAUUUCGUCCGGCCCGUAUGUCUGCCCGACCGAAAAUUCGCCGAUGAAGGGAAGUACUUGGCGUCAGGCUGGGGCGCCCUGCCAAGCCUAGAUCGCCCCAUGUUCAACCUCAAGCGAGUUUUUAGAGUGAAUUUCACCAACAGAAGCGCCUGCAACGCGAUUUACAGACGAUCCCUGCAGCGGGACGUUGUGUGCGCCGCUGCCAAGAAGAAUAAUUUGAAUUGCAUCGGGGAUUCCGGGGGACCGCUCAUGGCUGUGGACAGCCAGUCCAGAAUGACGGUCGUGGGGGUGUAUGCGCCUGCAGGCGAUGGCUCCUGUCGGACGAAAUACAUUCCAAACACCUACACGGACGUGAGGCAGUACAUGGAUUGGAUAUUGUCGAAGAUGUGAUAACGAUGAUAAUUCAAGUUGUUUUUGGGUUUUACCCCCCUCCCUUUUUUUGUGCUUUUAACCAUUUCUGAAGAUUACACGCUAUGCAUUGCAAAAAUAAAUUGUUUUACUUUGUUUUUUUGACGUGAUACUUUUUAUUGUAACCAAGGCUUUUCUUUAUUUAUUUCUUGAUUUAUUGUAUAAGUUUAUGUGUAACAAAUUGAGUGUUUAUCUAUGCACGAAAAAUAAUCUUUGUUAGUUAAUAAGAUUUUAUUAAAAUAGUUAUACCACUUAUGUUUAUUGAAUGAACUAAAUUAGAAACACCUGAAAUGAUCGUAUACGUUUUGAACUAAUUGUUUAUCGAUUAAUUUAUGUAAUUCUUUAUGUAUCGAAUAAAAUACAGAUGAAAA
Messenger RNA from Copidosoma floridanum, 1982 nucleotides. RefSeq names its product CLIP domain-containing serine protease HP8-like. NCBI's taxonomy places the organism in Eukaryota, Metazoa, Arthropoda, Insecta, Hymenoptera, Encyrtidae. Gene Ontology annotation, biological process: proteolysis. Gene Ontology annotation, molecular function: serine-type endopeptidase activity. The record is from RefSeq and is a predicted model, not a curated record.